AUGGCAACAUCCCAAUUCACAAGUCCCCUAGCCGUGGACACUAUCCAAACACCCCGGCGCAAAACCCUCAGCACUCCACCCGAUACCCCGGUAUACCAAUCAGACCAUGAAUCGCCCGCCCCGAAGAAGAAGAAUGGCCAAAAGCCUAUAGUUGAGUUCCCAUAUGACUUGGAAGUCGUGCGCGACAGCGACGGCGCAUCUGUCGAGUUUGGGCGCGGGGUAUGGAGCAAAGUCUACAAAGCGACUUCGAGUAUGUCUACCGGGAGACCGAUGAUGAUGACGCCACCUUCGUCGCCAACUAUAUCGACGUCAACAAAGAGCAGCCGCGUUGUCGCAGUCAAAGCUCCGCUAAGGCGCGAUGCGCAUCCAAUUCUGCGUGCGGAAGCGCACAUCCUCAGCCGGAUUGCCUCUACUUCUGGCGCCGACGAGGAAAGGGAUUACGUAGUGCCCUUUUUCGGGUACAUACCCUCAUCGAACGCGCUCGUCCUCCAGGCCCUCCCACUCUCCUUAUCGACACACAUCGAGACAUGCGCCGACUACGCACGCAAGCAUUUCUCGACGAGAACAAUGUUUGAUCCCGUCACGCCUCAUUGGCGCGAGCUAGCGACGCAAUUGAUCAAAGGGCUUGACUGGCUACAUACCGAAAUUGACGUAGUGCAUGGCGAUAUUAAGCCGCACAAUAUUCUCCUCAGACCACGCCAAACUCUUACCUCCAGUGAGGAGGCAGGGGCAGGGGUUGAGAUGGAGUAUGAGGCUCUAUACGCUGACUUCUCAUCGGCGCACUUCAUCUCAUCCGCCAACACAGAAGAAUGUGCGACAGGAGAAGGCGCUUUAACACCCCCAUUCGCAGCCCCCGAGCUUCUUACCCUCAACGCAAUGAAAUCCUCCGCACCACUCUCAACGCCCGCUUCAGACGUAUUUGCGCUUGCGCUCACGCUGCUGGCCGCUGCGACGGGCGAUGUGCUCGUCUACAGCGGCACAACAAGCGCAAUGCAACGACUCGCAAUGUCUCGCGAAGGAUGGCGCGCAUUGGAUUACGUGCGCAGUGGCGCGAAUGCGUCGAGACUAGGAAGGGGGAGAGAUGGGUUUGUGGGGAGGGUUAUCCAAGGCGGGAUUGUGAGGGAGGUUGAGGAGAGGGUUACGGCGCGGGAGUGGUUGGACAUGUUUGUUUGA
Messenger RNA from Talaromyces amestolkiae, 1173 nucleotides. RefSeq lists its product as uncharacterized. The transcript has a single exon. The record is from RefSeq and is a predicted model, not a curated record. Bases 1 to 1173 code for a protein of 390 amino acids. Gene Ontology annotation, biological process: protein phosphorylation. Gene Ontology annotation, molecular function: ATP binding; protein kinase activity. Lineage: Eukaryota; Fungi; Ascomycota; Eurotiomycetes; Eurotiales; Trichocomaceae.